CUGGAAGCUUAGCUUAAAGGUUUACAAUUCACACCGACAGGCUUUGAACACAACCCAGGCUGGCAGAUUCGAUGAUGAUAUGGCAGACAAAAUCAUAUUGUUUUCCUCCCAGGAACCACGCAUGUUGAAUGAAAAAAAAAUUACAACAUGCUGUACGAGCGCUAGGAGUAAUCAGGCAGGCAUAGCGACAUUUUCACUCCCCACUGGCAGGCAUGCAUGUCAUCCGGUCGAUCGGUCUCCCAAUUACAGCUUAUCUGCAGUGUACACAGACUCUCAUGGGCUUCGCAUACCGUUUACGCACCGUUCUGCCGCAAGUCAAUCAGAUGCAUUCCGGCGCAUAGCCUCGAGGAUUCGAAUUUUAUUCAUUUUUGGUCUGUGGGAUUUCAUAUUGCUACCUGGUACCAGUAACGUAUAAAGAGGUACGCCAUUGUCAGCUGCUAAAUUUUUGUCAACGGCGCCUCGACUGCCGUUCCAUCUAUUUACGAUGAUCGAAAUCCAGGAUGUAGCUGCCCGAAAACGAAAAGAGCGCGAGGCAAAGCUAUCCGCAUAUCGCAAAGGGCGCAUUUAUGUUCCAAGGGAUGCCAUCGAUCUUUCGCAGUACCCGCUCAGCAAGCUCACAGAGACGGAGCGUAUCAUCGUCCAUUGUGAUGCGACAGCGAUCGUAGAUUUGAUCCGCAAACGAGUCUAUACUGCGCAGGAAGUUCUGCGGGCCUUCGUCAAAGUAGCGGUGGCUGCCCAAGAUGUCACCAACUGUCUUUCAGAAGUUUUGCUUGAUGAAGCAUUCCACCAAGCCAGCAAGCUUGACCAAUAUCUGGAAAACACUGGAAAUGUCAUAGGACCACUGCACGGUUUACCAGUAUCCAUCAAAGAUCACAUCAAAAUAAAAGGUCUGGACACUUCGUCAGGAUAUCUCGGCUGGGCAUAUAAAACUGUUGCGGAUAGCGACGCACUGCUGGUAGAAAUUCUACGCAACGCCGGUGCGAUUCUAUACGUCAAAACACAGACUCCACAAACUUUGCUUUCACUUGAGACAGACAACAACGUGUUCGGCAAGACUAUUAACCCGUUUAAUCGCAAUUUAACCCCAGGAGGAAGCAGUGGCGGCGAAGGGGCGCUAAUAGCAUGUCAUGGUAGCCCUAUGGGCGUUGGAACCGAUAUCGGCGGGAGCAUUCGGAUCCCUGCAGCCCAUUGUGGUUUGUAUGGCCUGAAAGGAUCAGUGGCACGUCUGCCACAUUCUGGUCUCUUGGGCUCUCAUGACGGGAUGGAUGCAAUCGUGGGUUGUGUCGGACCGUUGACAAGGUCUGCAAGGGACCUCGAGUUAUUCUGUCGAGUAAUGCUCGAUGCAGAGCCGUGGCUCAGUGAACCUGCACUCCUAGAAAUGCCAUGGAAAAGAGGUGUGGCAAACGGGGAAGGUUUACCGGACAAACUUGCAAUUGCUAUCCUUUUUGAUGAUGGCGUUGUUACACCGCAUCCUCCAAUUACGCAGGCCCUGAACAAAUACAAACACGCCUUAGCACGUGCUGGUCACGACGUGAUCGAAUGGCAAGCGGUGGAUCAUCAGAACGGGUGGGACCUCAUUGCGAAGCUGUAUUUACUGGAUGGCGGAGCGGAGUACUACGAAACCAUUAGAGCAGGUGGAGAGUCCGAGGUACCUCAAACCGAAUGGAUCCUCAAACACGCACAGGGACGAGAUCCGUAUACCCCUGCGGAUAUAUUCAAGCUCAACUUGGAACGGGAAGCGUUCCGUUCGAAAGCAUUGGCACACUGGAAUGCUACGCAACAACGUACUGUUAGUGGACGUCCUGUGGACGCCAUUCUCUGUCCGGUUGCGCCUACAUUGGCUCCGCCACAUAACACGACCAGUUGGUGGGGUUAUACCUCUCAUUGGAAUCUGUUAGACUUGCCAGGCGCUGUCUUUCCCGUUGAUCGGUUCACUGCCACAGCAUCUGCCACCUACCCACCUCUUCCGCAUUCAAGGAAUGAUCUUGAAAAUUUUAUUCAUAGUCAAUGGAACCCAACUACAUAUGAUAAUACUCCCAUAUGUCUACAGCUCGUGGGUCGGAGGCACAACGAGGAAAAGUUGUUGGCUAUGCUAAACGUUUUGGAAAAGGUGUUUAAAGAGAAUGCCUUGUAAACAGAGAGGUGUUCGAAUAUUCGUAUAAGUAGUAUCUAGUGUUACAUAACAUCUCCGUAGAAUGCAAAUACACUCCAUAUACGAUGGA
Molecule: messenger RNA, 2222 nt
Organism: Suillus fuscotomentosus
Lineage: Eukaryota; Fungi; Basidiomycota; Agaricomycetes; Boletales; Suillaceae
Product: amidase signature domain-containing protein
Exons: 4
Coding region: 485-2134 (549 amino acids)
Source: RefSeq, a predicted model, not a curated record